AUGCAGUCUGAAUUAAUUGCACUAACGCGGGACGGGCUCGAGCUCUAUAACGCCUCCCUAGACAAUACCGGAGCACUGACGGUCGAUAAGAUCAAAACCAUUGAAGGAGUAGAAUCUGCUGAAUGGUCUCCCCAAGGCGAUCUGGUUGCUCUACUUCGAAGUUCUUCGCGUCAAAAAGUAGAUGUUUUGGAUGCCGAUACAUGGGAGGUCUUGCAUUCUUUUGAGGGACCAACCCACGUCUCCAAAUUCUCAUUCAGCCCAUUAGGGCGAUAUCUCCUUAUUUGUUUUCGAUUUGAACCAGACCGAUGCCCUGAGAACCUCCGACUUGUGGAGGCCCGCAGCGCGCGUGAAGUUUUGCGUAUGCCACAGCGUAGUGUUGGAGAGCUCUCAUGGCCUCCCCUCCGGUGGACUGGGGGUGAAAGCUUCAUGUGUCGCAUGGUGAAGGACUCAGUUCAUGUGUUCACCCGUGAGAGCCUAGACUCUCCCAAUUUCAGCAUCAACCAUCCUGCAUUGCGGAUCCCGGCUGCUGGAGCAUCUGCUUUCUUCCCGAGUCCGGAGCGUCCCAAUACUACUAGCUGUACGGCAGAAAAGGAAAGGGGGAAGGACGGCGGCAACAGCACUCAGGCAUCGCCCCAAGGCCCUUACUGCGCCAUUUUUUCAAAGGAAGUGAAGGGCGCACCAGCCUCACUAGAAAUUUAUGCCUUGGGGGCAGAAGCCAGCUGCGUAGCUAAGAAGUCCUUCUACCAGGCGCAAGAGGCGGAGUGCCACUGGGCGUACGAUGGCAGGGCGGUGCUCGUUAAGACACACACCGAUGCUAGCGAUCUGACGUACUACGGAUCCAGCGCGCUGUAUUUUCUCAAGUCGCAGGGGCCAUAUGACACGCGUCUUGUGGCGCCGGAGGAAGGCCCAGUACACGCAUCCAUAUGGAGCCCCUCGACUUUAGAAUUUGCAGUUUGUUACGGCAAAGUGCCAGCCACUGUGGCAGUAUACGACGGCAGCGGCAAAGCGACAUCUCCCAAGUUCCGUUUGGGUGAGGGGAUGCGGACUUCUCUGCAGUUUUGCCCCUUCUCCAAAUUGUUGCUGUGGGGUGGAUUCGGCAAUUUGGCAGGGGAGGUUGAGGUGUGGGCCCCCCGAAAGAAAGGCAUCCUCGGGAAGACAGUGUUUUUCAGCCUUUCUGGUGCAUUGUUGAAGCGCGUGGAGUUCCCGUGUCUGUACAGCGUACAGUUCCGUCCUUUGCAUGCACCAGCAGCUGCUGCGGCUGCUGAGGCUCAGAAGAAUCUUUUGGAGAGUCUCAAGAUCUACGAACCAAACAAAGCACCACUAGCUCCUGGGGCCGAGUGCGCCCCCAAAAUCGGCAACUUCUCUUCCACAGGAAGGUCCCUGAGCUCUUUAACGCAGAGCAAGGCAGGAGCCCCCCCAGGGGCUUAUAAGCCCCCAAUGGCGCGGACUGCAUGCCCGAGGUUGCCUCCUGGGGCGGCUGAGCCACCAGCUGCUGGUCCUUCGAAGAGCUCAAAGAAAAGGCAGAACCGAAAAAACAAACAAGCUGGUCAAGGAGACGGGCAGGCAGAUGCGGAGCAGGGAACCCACGCUGAGCAGAAGACUGCUAAAGACCAGGCGCAAACAGCAACGCAAAACGACCAGCAAGAAGGAAAGCCACCAGUGGCAACCGCGAGCUCAGAACCGAAAGAAAACGAAGCGAAGGACAGUAUAGCUGAAGAACUUCGCAAGUCCAUCCGUGCAAUCAAAAAGAAACUGACGGAAAUCGAAAGGCUCAAGGGGAGGAACGACCUGAACGACAUGCAAAAGGUGAAGGUUGGUAGCGAAGAGUCUUUGAGAACUGAGUUAUCCAAACUGGAGACGCAGUUAAAGUCCCUCAAACAGAGACGAGGAAGAGGUGCCAUUGCUUUGGGUGGCUACAACAUCGAGCCGGCCACCAAACUUAUUUUCCUGAAUUAUUGUUUGCUGCGAUUCGCAUGGUUGUGUCCCGCAAAUUCUACCGAUGAAAAAGCAGGGACGAUAUACAAAUGCCUAGAUAGAGGCUUUCGUAGUGCAAAUAGUUGA
Cyclospora cayetanensis is the source of this 2061-nucleotide messenger RNA. RefSeq names its product eukaryotic translation initiation factor 2A. Bases 1 to 2061 code for a protein of 686 amino acids. Lineage: Eukaryota; Apicomplexa; Conoidasida; Eucoccidiorida; Eimeriidae. The transcript is spliced from 11 exons. Gene Ontology annotation, cellular component: cytosolic small ribosomal subunit. Gene Ontology annotation, biological process: translational initiation. The record is from RefSeq and is a predicted model, not a curated record. Gene Ontology annotation, molecular function: ribosome binding; tRNA binding; mRNA binding.